Molecule: messenger RNA, 890 nt
Organism: Python bivittatus (Burmese python)
Lineage: Eukaryota; Metazoa; Chordata; Lepidosauria; Squamata; Pythonidae
Source: RefSeq, a predicted model, not a curated record
CGGGGGCGGGGGCGGGGCAGGCGCCGCUAGAACAGGAUCUCCCGCUGUUUUGCUGGCGGAUAACACACUGGCGUCCGCGAAGGCGAGCGCCAGCUUUUCCCGUUGGUUUGGGAGUUGCUGCAGCACGGAAGAUAAAGGGGAAGUUUCUUCCCUCGAGGAAGAAACAUAAACCACUGUAGAGGGUCUGGGAAAGGACGUUCUCAGGUCCUCUACAGAGGCUGAGCGUCUGUUGAAACUCCAGCUGCCCGACUCACUGCUUUUUGCAGAUACGAGAUUCUGUUCAGGCAGCAGGUGGGCGCUGAGGACCUGUUCCUAGGCAUGAGCAGAAAGGACCCCUCGACUGCCUGCUGUGAGGACAUGCUGAUUAAGAUUAAACUGCCGGACACAAAAGCUUCAGACAUUACCCUUGAUAUCCAAGAAAAGCUCCUUGAUUUCCGGAGUCCCCAGAAGAGGCUCCUCUUGCAUCUACCUCAUCCAGUGGACACCACUGGUGGGAAAGCCUGUUUUCUGUCUGAACAGGCCACGCUGGAAGUCACUUUGAGGAUGAAGCGAGAAUUUGAUUUCAUCAACUUUGCAUGAAGAGAAAGGAAUGGCCCCUCAGAGGCCUAAUGGAGAGUUUCUAAUUAGGUAAUUGAGUUGGAGACCCUGGAGGUCUGGCUGUCCUAGUUCCCUCUUCCUGAAUUCUGAUAUUGAAAUUUUUCUGGCAAACCUCCAGCUUCUCCACUUUCCUUAAUUGUUGCUUGGUAUGGGGUUCCACACCUCCAACAUCAGGGGAUCAGCCUUAGGGGGCAAGAGAUGUAAAGCGGGGUUAUAAUGGCUGAACUGCUGACUGCUCUGGCAUCUGAGGAUUUGCUGCGCCCUUCAUAGAUAAUAAAAGUCUUGCCCUUUCC